UCCCCGCAGUGGCACCGUCACCGCUCGACACUGUGAUGAUUACCAGCAACAUGGCGGAAAAUGAAUCCGUGGAGUGUAUAACCGAGCACGAACGUAUUUUGCAAGAAAUUGAGAGCACCGACACCGCUUGUGUCGGUCCGACACUUCGAUCUGUGUACGAUGACCAGCCUCAUGCCCACAAGAGGUUUAUGGAGAAGCUUGAGGUCAGGAUCCGUAACCACGACAGAGAGAUCGAGAAGAUGUGUAACUUCCACCACCAGGGGUUUGUGGACGCCAUCACCGAGCUGCUCAAAGUCCGCGCCGACGCGGAGAAACUCAUGGGCCAGGUUACCGACACCAACAGAAGACUGCAAGACGCCGGCAGAGAGGUCACAGCCCAAACAGAAGAGGUGAUUCGCUGUCGGAUACAGCAGAGGAACAUGGCUACCACUGUGGAGAGACUACAGCUGUGUUUACCUGUCCUAGGAAUGUAUAGUAAAUUGAAGGAGCAGCUUGAAUCCAAAAGAUACUAUGCAGCGUUGAAGACCAUGGAGCAGCUGGAGAAGGUGUACAUCCCGCGGGUCAGCCGCUACCGCUUCUGUCAGAUCAUGGCGGAGAACCUGCCCAAGCUCAGAGAGGACAUUAAGGAUAUCUCCAUGUCCGACCUCAAGGACUUCCUGGAGAGCAUCAGGAAACACUCGGACAAGAUCGGAGAGACCGCCAUGAAACAGGCUCAGCAGCACAGGACGUUUAACAGUUCGGUUCAGAAGCGCGACAGUAGUGUGGGCGACACCAAGCCAGUCUACUCCCUGAACGGCCGGACGCCAACGCAGCACAACGGCCUCGCCGCGGAGGAGGGAGGGGAGGAGGACCAAUCAGAGGAGGAGGUGUUAACAGCCCAGGACCUGGUGGACUUCUCUCCUGUGUACAGAUGUCUCCACAUCUACACCGUUCUGGGUGACAGAGAGACAUUUGAGAACUACUACAGGAAGCAGAGGAAAAAACAGGCCAGACUGGUGCUGCAGCCCCAGUCUAACAUGCAGGAGACCGUGGAGGGCUACCGGCGGUACUUGAAUCAGAUCGUAGGCUUCUUCCUGGUGGAGGAUCACGUUCUGCAUUCCACACAGGGCCUGUUGACCAGAGCCUUUUCUGAUGAGCUGUGGAACAUGGCCCUGUCUAAGAUCACUGCCGUGCUGCGCACACACUCUUCGUACUGCAGUGAUCCUGACCUGGUGCUGGAGCUGAAGAACCUCAUUGUCAUAUUUGCAGACACAUUACAGGGUUAUGGCUACCCAGUGAACAGACUGUUUGACCUGCUGUUUGAGAUCAGAGACCAGUACAAUGAAACGCUGCUGAAGAAAUGGGCUCUGGUGUUCAGGGAGAUCUUUGAACUGGACAACUACAGCCCUAUCCCUGUAGAGACUGAGGAAGAGUACAAGUCUGUGGUUAAUAGAUUCCCCUUCCACGACGCAGAGAUUGAAAAGCAAGCCUUUCCAAAGAAGCUGCCGAUGUCUCAGUCGGUGCCUCAGAUCUACGUUCAGGUCAAGGAGUUUAUCUAUGCCAGCCUGAAGUUCUCCGAGUCACUGCAUCGCAGCUGGACAGAGAUCGAUGACAUGCUUCGUAAAUCCACCAACCUGUUGUUGACGAGGACACUGAGUGGCUGUCUACAGAACCUCAUCAAGAAACCCCAUAUAGGACUAACUGAGUUAGUCCAGAUCAUCAUCAACACAACCCAUCUGGAGCAGGCCUGUAAAUACCUGGAGGACUUCAUCACCAACAUCACCAACGUCUCACCUGAGACCGUACACACCACGCGCCUCUACGGCCUUUCCACCUUUAAGGAUGCACGUCAUGCAGCGGAGGGAGAGAUCUACACCAAACUCAACCAGAAGAUAGAUGAGUUUAUCCAGCUGGCAGACUAUGAUUGGGGCAUGCCGGAGUCAGACGGCCAGGCCAGUGGAUACCUUAUGGACCUCAUCAACUUCCUCCGCAGCACCUUCCAGGUUUUCACACACCUGCCGAAUAACUGCAAUGACCAUGCUGCUAUGUCGGGUAAAGUGGCCCAGACAGCCUGUAUGUCAGCGUGUAAGCACCUGUCCACGUCCCUGAUGCAGAUGCUGUUGGACAGCGAGCUGAAACAGAUCAGUAUGGGAGCCGUUCAGCAGUUCAACCUGGACGUCAUACAGUGUGAAUUGUUUGCCAGCUCAGAGCCUGUGCCAGGAUUCCAGGGAGACACUUUACAGCUGGCAUUCAUCGACCUCCGACAGCUGCUGGACCUGUUCAUGGUGUGGGACUGGUCUACGUACCUGGCUGACUACGGACAGCCCACCUCCAAGUACCUCCGGGUCAACCCCUCUACUGCACUAGCACUUUUGGAAAAAGUCUACAGGGGAAUGAAGGACACCAGUAAGAAGAACAACAUAUUUUCUCAGUUCAGGAAGAAUGACCGAGACAAACAGAAGCUGAUUGAGACAGUGGUGAAACAGCUGAGGAGCCUGGUCAAUGGAAUGUCUCAACACUCCUAGAACAGAGAUGGACAGACAGACAGACACACACACACACACACACACACACACACACAGAUGGACAGACAGACACACACACACACACACAGAUGGACAGACAGACACACACACACACACACACACACACACACACACACACACACACACACACACACACACACACACACACACACACACAGAUGGACAGACAGACAGACACACACACACACACACACACACUCACACACACAGAUGGACACACACACACACAGAUGGACAGACAGACACACACACACCAACCAUCACCUUUCAGUUUCACCAGAUUCGCUGCAUAUUGUAAAUAAGGAGAAGACGACACAGAAAAACAGACGAGACAUCGAGCUAAAACAGUUCCUCUGUCGGGAAUGAGAAAAGAGUGAAAUGUUUUAAAUGUAUUUUCUAAAGGCUCAGAAUACUAUGUUUUGUAUAUAGUGAGAGUGCAGUGAGUGGUAUCACCGCGGUGUCGUGGUGGUGAUGUAAGGAAUGUAAAGAUCUCAGAUGAAGACUGAACAGGAAACUAGGGGAAGUGGCCCAGAUAAGGGGACCGAGCCAUCAAAUAUAGGCUCCAAUCCCCGGAGCCCUAUGGACCCUAUCCACCCUGCUCUAAAGUAGUGCACUAUGUAGGGAAUAGGGCUCUGGUCUAAAGUAGUGCACUAUGUAGGGAAUAGGGCCCUGGUCUAAAGUAGUGCACUAUGUAGGGAAUAGGGCCCUGGUCUAAAGUAGUGCACUGUGUAGGGAAUAGGGCCCUGGUCUAAAGUAGUGCACUGUGUAGGGAAUAGGGCCCUGGUCUAAAGUAGUGCACUGUGUAGGGAAUAGGGCCCUGCUCUAAAGUAGUGCACUAUAUAGGGAAUAGGGCUCUGGUCUAAAGUAGUGCACUAUGUAGGGAAUAGGGCCCUGGUCUAAAGUAGUGCACUAUGUAGGGAAUAGGGUGCCAUUUGGGACACGUCCUAGAAGAUCUCUACAACGCUCCAUGGUGCAGUACUGGGUGGAGUUAGUUUCUACUGUAAAUAUGUUGGAUAUUUAACACUACAGAGAAUCACGCUGGCUGUGUCACAAAUGUCAUUCUAUUUCCACAGGGCUCUGGUCAAUGCCAGGGAUGCCCUCGCGCCCUGUCUCUGCCAGUCAUUCAGCUCCCUGUCUCUGCCAGUCAUUCAGCCCCGCUGUCUCUGCCAGUCAUUCAGCUCGCUGUCUCUGCCAGUCAUUCAGCCCCGCUGUCUCUGCCAGUCAUUCAGCUCGCUGUCUCUGCCAGUCAUUCAGCCCAGCUUGAAUCAAACAGCUUUGAUUAUUAGUGUCCAAAUGAUCUGCAUGAACGUGGGUCCACUGUUUAAACCCAUUACGGGACAGAGACCUUUGUUAAUUUACACUCAAAACUAUUAUCUUUUGACAAGAAAGACACCGAAAAUCAUGUUUUUUGUAUCAGCCAUUAUUAUUAGCUAAAUCAAUUUUCUUGCAUCCAAAAUUAUACUUGUUUUUGUUCCUCAGGUGAAAUGAAAAGCUUUUUGGUUUCAAACGCUUUAGAAUCUACCGCUAAGACAUUUCAACAAAGCAAUAAUUAAUAUAAUUUUAAUAUAUAAUAUAAUAAUGAUCUAGUCCACCCGCAGGCUCUGCUUAAAGAACCGACUUCCGUCUCAAAUCUGAAAUCACAUUUCAUAGUUGGAAUUAUGGUUUUUUAAAUCUGUGCUACUUUUUAACAGGCAUUUUUAACACUGAAUAGCUAUUAUUUCAGUUAGCCUUUUUUUUUCAUAGUUGCUUGUAAAUGUCAUUGUACAAACUGCAUAUUUUGUAAAGACAAUAAGAAUGAGUUUUCCUUCUGUUACGAAUAAAAGGAGUUGUUUGUUCUGAAAUGAAAUCUCUUAAAUCUAAAAAAAAAUAAAAUGUACAUUUUUUUUCAGUCUUUCAAUGAAUUAAAUUAUAACUGCGAUUAGUCAAUACAUCACCUGGGUGAGAAAUGUCAUUUCUCGCCAUUUUUUUUGUUUCCAGUCCCUAUUGAAUAACCCGCUCGAUAUUCCAAUGGGAAAUGAACUGCGUGUUCGUUAGGAUGGACUGGCGUGGCGGGAAAGAGAAUAUGCCCCUCUGUGUAACUCAAUUCUAUUUGUUUUUAUUUGUGUGCGGUAAUAAAAAUGUGUUCACUCAAUCAAA
Salvelinus fontinalis (brook trout) is the source of this 4661-nucleotide messenger RNA. RefSeq names its product exocyst complex component 6-like. Gene Ontology annotation, biological process: intracellular protein transport; Golgi to plasma membrane transport; exocytosis. The transcript is spliced from 22 exons. Lineage: Eukaryota; Metazoa; Chordata; Actinopteri; Salmoniformes; Salmonidae. Gene Ontology annotation, cellular component: exocyst; membrane. Bases 36 to 2504 code for a protein of 822 amino acids. The record is from RefSeq and is a predicted model, not a curated record.